Lottia gigantea (owl limpet) is the source of this 993-nucleotide messenger RNA. RefSeq lists its product as hypothetical. The transcript is spliced from 5 exons. NCBI's taxonomy places the organism in Eukaryota, Metazoa, Mollusca, Gastropoda, Lottiidae. Gene Ontology annotation, molecular function: 3'-5'-RNA exonuclease activity; nucleic acid binding. The record is from RefSeq and is a predicted model, not a curated record. Gene Ontology annotation, cellular component: cytoplasm. Gene Ontology annotation, biological process: exonucleolytic trimming to generate mature 3'-end of 5.8S rRNA from tricistronic rRNA transcript (SSU-rRNA, 5.8S rRNA, LSU-rRNA). The annotation marks the transcript as partial.
GAUUUCUCCCAUCCAGUGUAUAAAAAUAUCUCACAGUUUAAUGGUCAAGUAAAUAAAAUGAAGAGAAAUGAAGUUAUUAAUAGAUUAAAGAAAUACAGCAUGGAUACUCAUGGUGAAACAGAAAUUUUAAAAAGAAGAUUAAAGAAUUGUUAUAGAAAAAGGAAAUUAAAAGAGACCGGUGUUGGUGAAAAUAAAACUCCUAUAUUAGACUAUAUUAUUAUCAUUGACUAUGAAGCAACGUGUGAAGCUCAUACUAUGGACUAUAGACACGAGAUUAUAGAAUUUCCUGCUAUUUUAAUGAAUGUUUCUGAUGGUUCCAUGGUUUCUGAAUUUCGAAGUUAUUGUAAACCUAUAGAAAAUCCUAAAUUAACUAGAUUCUGUACUGGUUUAACAGGUAUCACUCAGGAACAAGUAGAUAAAGCUGAAGAAUUUCCAGUAGUUUUAGAAAAUUUUGAAAAAUGGUUAACUUCCCAUAAGUUAGGGGUUAAACGAGGUUUUAAAUUUGCAGUAGCCACUGAUGGUCCAUGGGAUAUGAGAAGAUUUCUUUUUUAUCAAUGUCAAAUGUUGGACAUGCCUUUUCCAAAAUGGGCAAAAAAGUGGGUUAACUUACGGAAACUUUUUGCAAACUUUUAUCGACGUGAGCGCGGAAAUAUAGAGAAUAUGUUACGCCAUCUUGGAUUGGAAUUUGAAGGAAGGCAGCAUUGUGGUAUGGAUGACACACGUAAUAUUGCCAGAAUCGCACAAAGGUUAAUUAAAGAUGGAUGCUUUAUAGAUGUUAAUGAAGGAUUUUCUGGGAAUGAGAAAGGAAAAAUUCAGGAAAUCAAACCUGAGAAAAAUCAUGCUCCUGUGGACUUCCCUGAACCUAAACCUGUUAAUAUUAAAAGUGAGGAAGAGAAACGGAAAGACGUGGAAGUGAGAGAAGCUCUUCGGAAAUUACAAUUGAAGGAGGAUGAUGAACUUGCAGCUUUUUAUAAAUCUAUUAAUAAAUAUUAA